CUCCGCGAAUCGAGCCAACAAGAGACGUGCUCUCUGAAUAAAGUCACAGUACCGAACCGCUAGCCGCAACCGUAUCUCGCAGAUCCUGAUUUUCCCCAUCGGAAGGAAAGAUGUUUGCCCGUGCCGUGAAAACCGUCGCCAGCCAGGGUGCCAAGAACUUUUCCACCACGAGCCAGAACAAUGUAAAGGUGGCCGUUUGCGGUGCUUCAGGUGGAAUCGGUCAACCACUGUCGCUUCUGCUGAAGAACAGCCCGCUGGUGACGGAACUGUCGCUGUACGACAUUGUCCAUACGCCCGGUGUUGCCGCUGACUUGUCGCACAUUGAAACUCAGUCGAAAGUGACUGGAUACAAUGGACUGGAAAAUCUGGAAAAAGCACUUAAAGGUGCCGACAUCGUCAUCAUUCCGGCCGGAGUACCUCGCAAGCCCGGUAUGACUCGUGACGACCUGUUCAACACGAAUGCUUCGAUCGUGCGCGAUCUGGCUGCCGGUUGCGCUAAGGCCUGCCCGAAAGCACUCAUCGGAAUCAUCUCCAACCCGGUCAAUUCGACCGUUCCGAUUGCGUGCGACACGUUGCAGAAGGCCGGUGUGCUGGACCCGCGACGUGUUUUCGGUGUUUCGACGCUCGACAUCGUGCGAGCAAACACGUUCAUUGGCGAAGCAGCAGGUGUCGAUCCUCAAAAGAUGAACGUCCCCGUCAUUGGCGGACACUCGGGUGUCACUAUUAUUCCGGUGUUAUCUCAGACGAAGCCAGCAGUGAGCUUCCCGCAGGAUAAAAUUACUGCCUUGACCGAACGCAUUCAGGAAGCCGGCACGGAAGUAGUGAAGGCUAAGGCUGGUGCGGGUUCGGCCACCCUUUCGAUGGCCUACGCUGGUGCUCGCUUCGCUUUGGCACUGGCACGUGCAAUGAACGGCGAACAGAACGUCGUAGAAUGCGCGUACGUCCGAUCGGACGUUACUGAGGCCAAGUACUUUGCGACUCCAUUGCUGCUCGGUAAGAACGGCCUAGAGAAGAACCUGGGUCUGCCGAAGUUGAAUGCUUUUGAGCAGGAGCUGCUGAAGAAAGCCAUCCCGGAGCUGAAGAAAAACAUCCAGAAGGGAGAGGACUUUGUGAAGAACAACUAAAUGGAACAUGGGAACAUAAAUUAACGAUUCUCGACAAACAAACCAACGUCGAACGGUUGGCUAGUAGAGCAUUUCUUUUAAUCAAUCCCUCACGAACCAAAGUUUUCCUUAGCUCGUAGGUGAAACCCAUGAGUUCCGGAAUAACCACGUUAGCCUCAUCGAGAAUGGCCAGUGAACUUGAGCUACAAUAAAUAAAUCAAUAUACAAACAAUCCGCCAUAAUGUGUAGACCGAAACAAACGAAUGUUGUAUGGAAAUAAAAUUUAAUUUAUU
Molecule: messenger RNA, 1396 nt
Organism: Anopheles nili
Lineage: Eukaryota; Metazoa; Arthropoda; Insecta; Diptera; Culicidae
Gene: Mdh2
Product: malate dehydrogenase, mitochondrial
Exons: 2
Coding region: 111-1124 (337 amino acids)
Biological process (GO): carboxylic acid metabolic process; tricarboxylic acid cycle
Cellular component (GO): cytoplasm; mitochondrion
Molecular function (GO): L-malate dehydrogenase (NAD+) activity
Source: RefSeq, a predicted model, not a curated record